AUGGUUGAGCCUAAACCGGAAGUUAGCGUCGAGGGCAACGACAAUGCAGAAGCCACCAAGUUCGGCACCGAAGAGAAAAACGAGAGCUCGGAUAGUGACAUCGUCGAUCCGAAGUUGCUUGAUGCACUCGAGCAACCAGAGCAGAUCCGCCGAAUUGUUCGAGAGGCAAUUCUUCUGGCUGGCGGUGCAACUGCUAUCUUGCUCCAAGUAGCUGAACCCGGUGUUGCCAAAGGUGUGGACGAAUACAGCAACUUCGCCUACCGACCUAUGGAUCGACUCCGUACCACAAUGACCUACGUAUACUGCAUGGCAUUUGGCACUCGAGACGAAAAAAAGGCUGUCAUCGAGAUGGUACAUCGUGCUCACGCCCCGGUCAAAGGACCGGACUACUCCGCCGACGACCCAGAGCUCCAACUAUGGGUUGCCGCCACUCUCUAUGCGGUUGGAAUUGAUCUCUAUCAGCGGAUGUUUGGCGACAUAGAUGAUGCAGCUGCUGAGGCUAUCUAUAGGGAGUAUGCUAUCCUAGCCAUUUCUCUGCGUGUUAAACCCGGGAUGUGGCCGCCUAGUCGCAAGGCUUUCUGGGAGUAUUGGGACAAUAAGAUUGCGACAAUGAAAAUCACGGAUCAUGCCCAGAACGUGGCGAAGGGUCUGUUGUUUAACAAGCAUGCUCCCCUUCAUAUACGUGCAGCCCUUCCUCUGGUGCGUUUAACAACUACUGAAAUGUUACCGCCGCGCAUUCGUGAGGCCUAUGGACUCAGAUCCACUAAGACGCGGCGCGGCGCAUACCGGGUUGCCAUGGGAUUCACUAAAGCAACAUAUCCGUGUCUUCCCAAGGUAAUCCGAACGUACCCCAUGCGCUACUACCUGAAGGACAUGCGCAAGCGACUACGGGAUAUGGCAUAG
This is a messenger RNA of Penicillium lagena, 903 nucleotides long. Its product is annotated as oxygenase MpaB family protein. The record is from RefSeq and is a predicted model, not a curated record. NCBI's taxonomy places the organism in Eukaryota, Fungi, Ascomycota, Eurotiomycetes, Eurotiales, Aspergillaceae. The coding region runs from base 1 to 903 and encodes 300 amino acids. Gene Ontology annotation, molecular function: oxidoreductase activity. The transcript has a single exon.